UACUCCAUGGCUUUAACACAGUAAAAAGGGUAAAAAGGCAAAGAUUAAACUCCUCAUUCACCUCCAUGAUCUAAUACAUAUCUGUCGAAUAAUGCCAAAACGAUGUUUUAAUUCUACUGUGAUAAAUAAAAAAUUCAAAAAUAAUAAAAAAAUAAUAACUACGAAAAGAGCACGUUUGCAAGUUGACUAUAACCUUGAAAUCAACUUAUGCAAUAUGGCACAAGGAUGUAUUGAAAAAACAACUAAGCAUGACAUUAUUGAUAAUAAGUUUGUAGAUAUUAAAGUUGACUAUUUAGAUACGCCUGUUAAGUCAGAAAAUGAUAAGAAAGAUUAUAAGGUUAUCAAAUUACCGAAUGGAUUGACAGCAUUAUUAAUUGCUGACUUGCAUGAUGACAAUAAAUCAAUUAAUUGUCAUCAAGGUGAUUCAUUACAAAGUGAAGAUGACGAGAGUGAAUCAGAUAACUCAGAUGAUGAUGUUGAUUCCGGUGACAGUGGUGAUAGUGAGGAAGUAGAUGGGAUUGAUAAUGGUGACGAUUGCCAAAAACGAAAAUCAUCAAAUGUAGAAGAAAAAAUGGCAGCUUGUGGUCUUUGUGUUGGUGUUGGUAGUUUUUCUGACCCACCGGAGAUACCAGGAAUGGCUCAUUUCCUUGAGCACAUGGUAUUUAUGGGCUCAACCAAGUAUCCACUCGAAAAUGAUUUUGAUGUAUUUAUAAAAAAACACGGUGGCUCAAACAAUGCAUCAACGGAAUGUGAACAAACAACGUUUUAUUUUGAAAUUAAUGAAAAAUAUUUACUUCCAGCACUUGAUAGAUUUGCUCAAUUUUUUGUAAGUCCAUUGAUGCUGAGAGAUGCAAUAACUCGAGAACGAGAAGCUGUGGAGAGUGAAUUUCAAAUGGCACUUCCAUUAGAUUCGUACAGGAAAGAGCAACUCUUUUGCAGCUUUGCUGAGCAUGAUCAUCCAUCAAGAAAAUUUACUUGGGGGAAUCUAGUUACUCUAAAAGACAAUGUUACCGAAGAUAAGCUUUACGAAACAUUGCACGAAUUUCGAGAACGUCACUAUUCAGCACAUCGCAUGACAGUGACAAUCCAGGCAAGAUUACCACUAGACACAUUGGAAGAUUAUGUUAAAAAAUGUUUUGCAAAUGUACCAUGUAAUAAUCUUCCUUCAGAUGAUUUCAGUAAAUUCAUGGGUGCCGAGUCAUUUGAUACACCGUCGUUCAAGCGAAUCUAUAAAAUAAAACCCAGUAAAGAUGUUUGUCAGAUUGAAUUGACAUGGGCAAUGCCAACGUUGCAACAUUUGUAUAAAUCAAAGCCACAUCAAUAUGUUUCUUGGAUAAUUGGUCAUGAAGGUAAAGGUUCGUUAAUAUCUUACCUAGAAAAAAUGUGGUGUCUUGACAUAUUUUCUGGCAACGGUGAAUCUGGAUUUGAGCAUAGUUCAAUGUAUGCUCUUUUCAGCAUCCUUGUUCUCACUGAUCUUGGACACGUUCACAUCAAGGAUGUUCUUAAUGCUGUUUUUUCUUAUAUCAAUAUGCUCAAGAAAAUAGGACCAAAAAAACGCAUUUACGAUGAAAUUUGUAAAAUUGAGGAAACUAAUUUUCGAUUUGCUGAUGAUGAAGCACCUUGUGACUAUGUUGAACAAAUGUGUGAAAGUAUGCAAUUUUAUCCGCCAAUAGAUUAUAUUACUGGUUCAGAGCUUUACUUUGAGUAUGAUCCAGUAUCAAUUGUUCUUUGUAUCGAAGCCCUGAAUGCUGACAAUGUCAACAUCAUUAUUUUUAACAAGAAUGAUGAUGAUAAUUUUGAAAAAAUUGAACCGUGGUUUAGGACAAAAUACACUGACACUAAAAUUCCUGAAGAUUGGAUAAACAAUUGGAAAACAAUUGAACCAUUACCCAGCUUUCAUCUGCCAGAACCAAAUAAAUUUGUUACUGAUGAUUUUACGUUAAUUCCAAUUGAAAAUCAAGAAUAUCCAAAAAAAAUUCACCAAGAUAAUCUCUCGGAAAUUUGGUAUAAGCCAGACGCAAAAUUUCGCCUUCCUGAGUGUUACAUUAAUUAUUUACUAAUAUCACCAUUAAUACAUAAUUCACCCGAAGGUUCAGUAAUAGUUGAUCUGAUGGUUUCAAUAUUAAAACAACAAUUGGUAGAAGAGCUGUAUCCAGCAACAGCAGCUGAGUUGAAUUACGAUAUUCAAGCUCAUGAAAGAGGCAUGAUCAUUAAAGUUUGGGGAUUUAAUCAAAAACUUCCUCUUGUUCUUCAGACAAUUGCCAAAUACAUUUCAGAACUUUCUGUAUUAGUUCGUGAAGAUUUAUUUGAGGUUAUGAAAAAACAACAGAUUAAAUCAUAUUACAAUGUUUUGAAACCUUCAAAAUUGAAUAAUGAAGUUAGAUUAUCAAUAUUGACGAUUCCACACUGGACAUCAAUUGAUAAACACACUGCAGCAGCAAGUAUAUUUUUUGAUAAGUUUAAAAUUCUUUCAAAAAAAUUUAUGGACAGUAUUUAUAUCAAAUGCCUUGCACAAGGUAAUAUGCCAAAAGCUGAUGUGAUCGCACAUUCAUUGAAAGUUUUUAAGAGACUUAGUUGCAAAGCUUUACUGCCUGGAAUUGUACCAACAAUACGAGUAUAUGAAAUACCAAAAGGAAUCAAGUGUUGUCGAAUUAAAAAUUUUAAUCCAAUUGACACCAACUCAGUUGUGACGAAUUACUAUCAAUCAAAAUCUACAAUGCAGCUGUCUGUAAUUAUUGAAAUGAUAAUAAUGAUCAUGGAAGAGCCAUUGUUCAAUCAACUCAGAACUUUGGAGCAAUUAGGCUACAAUGUAUCCUGCCGAUUCAGGGACACAUAUGGUGUUAUGGGAUUCUCGGUGACGGUUUGCACCCAGGCAUCUAAAUUCAGCGUCGAGCAUAUUGACAACAGGAUUGAAGAGUUCUUAAAAACAUUUGAUGAUUCAUUGGGCAAAAUGGACGAGGAUGAGUUGAAAGAGUUUAAGGAUUCUCUACUUUAUAUCAAGCAGUGUGCUGACAAUCAUUUGAAGGAAGAGCUUGACAGAAAUUGGUCAGAAAUCACAUCAGGUGAUUAUAUAUUUGAUCGGCUACCCAAAGAAGUUGAAGCAAUAAGCAAACUUCAAAUUCUUGAAAUUCAAGAUUGGCUAAAAAAACACAGAGUUGGAGGCGAAAAUUUUUGCAAAUUGACGGUACAAAUUGUUGGCAAUGACAAAAAUGAAUCUGAUGAGCAAAUACAGAAAGUAAACGAUAAAGAAAAUAUAUCUCAAUAUUCAUUGCAAUAUGUUCAUAUUUUAGAGAAUAAAAGCAAAAUUAUUGCAUCAACGAUAUUGAUAGUUUUAAAAACACUUGUCGUAUUACCUCUUCAAAACAUAAAUUCAUGA
Aphidius gifuensis is the source of this 3376-nucleotide messenger RNA. Its product is annotated as nardilysin-like. The record is from RefSeq and is a predicted model, not a curated record. Gene Ontology annotation, molecular function: metal ion binding; metalloendopeptidase activity. Gene Ontology annotation, biological process: proteolysis. NCBI's taxonomy places the organism in Eukaryota, Metazoa, Arthropoda, Insecta, Hymenoptera, Braconidae.